CGCUCAUUCUUGAACCCUUCUUUCUGCUGCAUCCUUCUUGAAACAAACCGAAUAAGAUAUUCCUAACAGCAUCGUCUUAUUAAAGAAUAACAAAGAAUUCUUACUUUUUAUCACUAUUGCUACCAUUGCUAGUUACCUCUUUCUUAUUUGAACCAGAGGAAGCGGCUGUGGCCAUGCCUAUAGCACUAUCCCCUCCCUUCCGGCCAAGGAAUGGCUUGACCAAGUUCACCAACUGCCGCCUUGUGCGCGGAAACAAGCUGGUCCAGGAAGAUCUCUGGGUCAGCUCCUUGUCUGGCAAAAUCGUCAACAGCCAAGCCGCCUUUUUCGACGACCUCGUUCUGCCAGACCAGACCAUCGACCUCGGCGGCCGCAUCGUCUCGCCGGGCAUGAUAGAUGUGCAGCUCAAUGGUGCCUUUGGCUUCAACUUCUCUACACUGCUUGACGACAUGUCUCAGUACGGCAAGAAAGUCAAGGAGGUGCAGAAACUACUCGUCCAGACGGGCGUCACAUCGUACAAUCCCACCAUCACCAGCCAGCGGCCGGAGCUAUACCAGAAGGCUCUUCCGUUCCUGGGACCAUCAGGGCACUUACAGGAGGCCGAAGAUGGGGCCGAAUCGCUAGGCGCGCACUGCGAGGGCCCGUUUCUGAGCCCGACCAAGAACGGCGUACACAAUGUCGACGUCCUGAUAGAGGCGCAGACAUUCGAGGACCUCGAGGCCUGCUAUGGCAAGCACAAUCUCACCCCGCGGGCCGAGGGCGAGCAGAUCCCCAUCAAGUACAUCACUGCGGCGCCAGAGCGCGGCCAGAUGAUGAAGCUGAUCCCGGAACUCAAGAAGAAGGGCAUCAUUUACUCAGUGGGACACUCCGAGUCCACGUACGAAGAGGCGUCCGAGGCCGUCGGGCUGGGCGCAACCAUGAUCACUCACCUGUUCAACGCAAUGCGCCCGUUGCACCACCGCAACCCGGGCAUCUUUGGAGUCCUGGGCAUCGCCGAGAGUCUUCCGCGGCCAUACUUUGGCAUCAUCGCCGACGGCAUUCACCUGCACCCAACCACAAUCAAGAUCGCCUUCAACGCACAUCCCGAUGGCUUCAUUCUUGUCACCGAUGCAAUGCACCUGGUGGGAUUGCCCGACGGCGCCUAUCCGUGGACCAAUGGUGACACAACAUGUAAUAUCGUCAAAGUGGGAUCCAAGUUGCUCCUAGAGAACUCGGACACAAUUGCUGGCAGCUCCAUCACCCUCCUCGAGUGCGUCAACAACUUCCUGCAAUGGACAGGCACCGGAAUCCCACACGCGCUGCAGGCGGUAACAGCCACCCCAGCCGCCAUGCUGGGCCUACAAGGAGUCAAGGGAUCGCUCGACGCUGGUGCUGACGCUGACCUGGUCAUCUUCUCAGAGGCGCAAACACCCGGGCAGCCCAGCACGCUGGUGUUGGACGAGGUGUGGAAGUUUGGCACCAGAGUCCAUCGUGCAACGCCACCUAAAUCAGAGUAGGUUAGAAUGUUGGCAGAAGAGUUAGCAGAGGGGGGCGCCGAAAAAACACCAGAUCGUCGUAUAAUCUGCCGAAUUGAUCGAUGCAGAAAGGCUGAUGAAUGGUAUGAUUGUGCUUCAAAAAUGCAUCUGACAGCUGCAGGGACUUUUCUUCGUUUUGUUUCAUCUAUAGAAUUUGGAGACGGGAGGUUUUGUUUGGAAAUUGCAAGGCGUCGUUGUUAGUAAAAUGCUCCUUUAGGUUAAACAAGAUUGGAAAACCAAAACAUGCUGGAAAUUGAAUACAUCAACUGAAAAGUAAGAAUAAUAUCUAUAGAGAGGCGUCGUUUAGAGCGCGAGCAUAUGCGGCAUACACCGCUGCAUGCAUGUACGGAGUCUUGAGAAAUGGAAUUGACCUAAUUAUUGCAUCUUAAAAUGGCUAGGUAUUAUAUAGCAUUGGUAGCCUACUAUACUUGUAUGGUAUUACUUC
Molecule: messenger RNA, 1956 nt
Organism: Trichoderma asperellum CBS 433.97
Lineage: Eukaryota; Fungi; Ascomycota; Sordariomycetes; Hypocreales; Hypocreaceae
Biological process (GO): N-acetylglucosamine catabolic process
Molecular function (GO): N-acetylglucosamine-6-phosphate deacetylase activity
Source: RefSeq, a predicted model, not a curated record